AUGAAAAAAGCAUUUACUUUUGCAGACUUAAGUACAUCUAUUUAAUCAGGAAUAAGUAAUCGUUAAACACAACUCUCUACAUCUAGCAUAUAAAUAAGGUCUGCAAGUCUAAGAAAAGCAAUUUAUAGACUGAAACAAGAAAAUAGAAUUUCAUAAAUGGGAAUCAGUUCAAUAAGCAAUACAAAAGUAUUAAAUUGAAUUUAUGUUUAGGUUCCUAAAAACUAGUCUUAUUUUGAAAUCAAGAUGGAAUAAAAGCAUAAUCGAAUAUCUAAUCCUUCUUAGGAACCACAUAUGAAUAUUAAUAAAUUUGAUCAUAAAUAAGAAAUCAUUAGAAGUAUCAAUUCACUCUAACAAUAUUGCAAGAGUCAAAAAGCACUUGAAAUAGCUGUUCAAAAAUAUUCUCUAAAGAAGUCGUUUAAAGGAUCAUCUGAUUUAUCAACUGUAUCUACUUUUGUUGAUAAAUUAAAUAGAGAUGUCGUAAAAAGAAAAUCUAAAGUGAUAUAGGAUGUAAUGAAACAAGAACUAAGGAAAAGAAUACCUAAAAAGUAGAAGGAAAUCAAUUAUGAAUUGGAUUCAAUGUUCAAAAAUUAUAAAUCAUUCUCUUAAUUGUGUUUGAAUGAAAAUACUAGCAUUCAAAAAGAGAAGGUCUAUAAUGGAUAUUUGAAAGUAUAUAAUUCUGGAAAGAAUGAUAGAAUAUUCUUAGAGAAGAUUGAGGAAAGAAAAAAGAGUCUUAGUGAAGAAUCUGAAGAAUAUCGAGCAUUUCUAGGUGAAAUAGAUGAAGCUACUAUUCAAAGAGAUGUAUAUAAAAAUAAUAUUCGAAAUCCCUUUCUAGAUGAUAAAGUCACUGUUAUGUAAAUGAAGAAGGAUGGGUUUUUGAAAAGAAGAGUGACAUAUUCUUGA
This is a messenger RNA of Paramecium pentaurelia, 900 nucleotides long. The record is from the annotation of a GenBank genome assembly. Lineage: Eukaryota; Ciliophora; Oligohymenophorea; Peniculida; Parameciidae.